GAGGGGAAAAAAAAGUGAUACGCACCUCUCAAUCCUGGCAGGAGGGACCGAAGAAGAAAGAAGGAGAAGAAGAAGGGCAGGGAUAUUGUUUACGUUGCAUUUAAGUCCACAACAGGACGCGUUCCGGGGCUGCGUUGAAGCGCCAAACAGCGGCGGUGGGAAUCGGGAUUAAGUUUGUGUUGACAUUCCUCUCCUUUAAAAAAAAAAAAAAAAGAGAAAAGUGGAUUAUGAUCCAAAUCCGAGGCGAUUUGAUUUGAAAAGCGUGUAGCCUGCGAUGCUGCUCCUGAAUACGACGCUUUCACUGUCACUCGGCAUCCACCAGGAGGCGCAGAACAACACGAAGGCAAAAGAGUGAGGACUGGACGACUUUGGAUGUGACGGCGGAGAAGAGCGCGAGACCUUAAAAGCAUGGCUCUGACCGACAAACACAAAGUGAAGCGCCAGCGACUAGACAAAAUUUGUGAGGGUAUCCGGCCGCAGAUCAUGAACGGCCCCAUGCACCCGCGUCCGCUGGUGGCGCUGCUGGAUGGCCGUGACUGCACGGUGGAGAUGCCCAUCCUCAAGGACCUGGCAACCGUGGCCUUCUGCGACGCUCAGUCCACGCAGGAAAUACACGAAAAGGUGCUGAGCGAGGCGGUGGGAGCCAUGAUGUAUCACACCAUCACGCUGACCCGGGAGGACCUGGAGAAGUUCAAGGCGCUGCGGAUCAUCAUCCGCAUCGGGAGCGGCUACGACAACAUCGACAUCAAGGCGGCCGCAGAGCUCGGUAUCGCCGUGUGCAACAUUCCGUCGGCGGCCGUGGAGGAGACGGCGGACUCGACGCUCUGUCACAUUCUCAACCUGUACAGGAGGAACACCUGGCUGUACCAGGCUCUCCGGGAGGGCACGCGGGUCCAGAGCGUGGAGCAGAUCCGGGAGGUGGCGUCGGGGGCGGCCAGGAUCCGCGGAGAGACGCUCGGCCUGAUCGGAUUCGGUCGCGCGGGUCAGGCGGUGUCGAUGCGGGCCAAGGCGUUCGGCUUCAACGUGAUCUUCUACGACCCGUACCUGCAGGACGGGCUGGAGCGCUCGCUGGGCGUGCAGCGCGUCUACACGCUGCAGGACCUCCUCUACCAGAGCGACUGCGUCUCUCUGCACUGCAACCUGAACGAGCACAACCACCACCUCAUCAACGACUUCACCAUCAAGCAGAUGCGUCAGGGCGCGUUCCUGGUGAACGCGGCGAGGGGGGGCCUGGUGGACGAGAAGGCCUUGGCGCAGGCCCUCAAAGAAGGCAGGAUACGCGGAGCCGCCUUGGACGUCCACGAGUCGGAACCGUUUAGCUUUUCUCAAGGUCCCCUGAAGGACGCCCCCAACUUGAUCUGCACGCCGCACACCGCCUGGUACAGCGAGCAGGCGUCGCUGGAGAUGCGCGAGGCCGCCGCCACGGAGAUCCGCCGGGCCAUCACGGGCCGAAUCCCCGACAGCCUGCGAAACUGCGUCAACAAAGAGUUCUUCAUCACCUCGGCGCCCUGGGGGGUGAUCGAGCAGCCGCAGCCUCACCCGGAGAUCAACGGCGCCGCCUACAGGUUCCCUCCAGGCGUGGUGGGGGGCGUGGCGCCGGGCGGGAUCCCCCGGCCUCUGGAGGGGCUGCUGCCCGGCGGAGUGCCCGUCGCCCACUCCCUGCCCCCCGGCACCCACGCGUCCCAGGCCACCUCCCCCAACCAGCCCACCAAACACGGCGACCCCAGCAGAGAGCACAUGAGCGAGCCGUGACCGGGCGCCGCCGCCGCCGCCGCCGCCCCGCCCCAACCCCGCUCAAAUGCCACCGGCACGGACGGACGACCGCCCGCCCACCCGCCGGGCAAGGUCCGGCACCCGCCCCCGCCCCCGCUCAUCCUGGAGGACCCAACGGAGGACGCGCAGAUGAGACUGUCACAUCCCUCCUGGACUUGCAGGAUGGAAUUCUUAUCCCCCCCCCCAUCUCUCUUUCCCCCACCCCCCAGGUUUUCCUUCCUUCCAGCAGCAAACGCGUCUGGUGUCAUUUUUUGAUUUCUUCCUUCUUCCUUCAAUGUUGUGUUGCAAGUGUUGUUUCUGUUCCUGCAAGUGUUAACGCGUGUUUUUUUUUUUUUAGCCGGAGUCGUCCUCAUUAGUAUUAAAAAAAAAAAAAAAAAAAAACACAACAAAAAAAACAUUUUAUGACCAAAUCAUCCAAUCAGUAAAUUAUAUUUGCAUUAUCAUCAACUUGAGAAGGAAUCAAAGCAAAAGCAACAAUUAAAUUGAAGCCAUUCUAGUUUCUUUUUCCUCCUCAUUUUCAUUUAGUUUGAUGUGCAGUUUGGUUGUUAAAUGUUCUUAAAUCAUGUGACCACUUUUUGUUUGUUUGUUUUUAGCGUGACUGUGUUUGUUUGUUCUUGUACAAGGUGAACAUACGGUAUAACAUGAAGUGCAGCUGGAAACGACCAAUAAAACAACAACAAAAAAUGCUGUCCUAAUUGAUAAAGA
Molecule: messenger RNA, 2478 nt
Organism: Syngnathoides biaculeatus (alligator pipefish)
Lineage: Eukaryota; Metazoa; Chordata; Actinopteri; Syngnathiformes; Syngnathidae
Gene: ctbp2a
Product: C-terminal binding protein 2a
Exons: 10
Coding region: 409-1752 (447 amino acids)
Molecular function (GO): oxidoreductase activity, acting on the CH-OH group of donors, NAD or NADP as acceptor; transcription corepressor activity; NAD binding
Source: RefSeq, a predicted model, not a curated record